This is a messenger RNA of Rangifer tarandus platyrhynchus (Svalbard reindeer), 2463 nucleotides long. NCBI's taxonomy places the organism in Eukaryota, Metazoa, Chordata, Mammalia, Artiodactyla, Cervidae. The record is from the annotation of a GenBank genome assembly.
AUGGGCCGGGGGAGCCGAGCGGCCGCCCCGCUGGGCGCGCUGCCGCUGCCGCUGCUGCUGCUGCUGCCGCUGCUACCGCCGUCUCCCUGUCUGGCGCUCACCCCUCGGAUCAGCCUGCCUCUCGGCUCUGAAAAGCGGCCAUUCCUCAAAUUUGAAGCUGAAAACAUCUUCAACUACACAGCCCUCCUGCUGAGCAAGGAUGGCAGGACUGUGUACGUGGGUGCUCGAGAGGCCCUCUUGGCACUCAAUAGCAGCGUCAGCUUCCUGCCAGGCGGGGAGUACCAGGAGCUGCUGUGGCCUGCCGAUGCAGAGAGAAAGCAGCAGUGCAGCUUCAAGGGCAAGGACCCGGAGCGGGACUGUCAAAACUACAUCAAGAUCCUCCUGCCUCUCAACAGCAGCCACCUGAUCGCCUGCGGCACAGAGGCCUUCAGCCCCGCGUGCACCUACAUUGACGUGGAGAACUUCACACUCGCACAGGACAAGCAGGGGAACAUCCUCCUGGAAGAUGGCAAGGGCCGUUGUCCUUUUGACCCCAAUUUCAAGUCCACGGCCCUGGUGGUCGAUGGUGAGCUGUACACGGCAACAGCCAGCAGCUUCCUGGGGAAUGACCCGACCAUCUCCAGGAGCCAAAGCCUCCGCCCCAUCAAGAGCGAGAGCUCCCUCAACUGGCUUCGAGACCCAGCGUUUAUGGCCUCAGCCCACAUUCCCGAGAGCCUGGGCAGCUCGGAAGGGGACGAUGACAAGAUCUACUUCUUCUUCAGCGAGACUGGCCAGGAGUUGGAAUUCUUUGAGAAUACCGUGGUGUCCCGCAUUGCCCGUAUCUGCAAGGGUGACGAGGGGGGUGGGCGCGUCCUGCAGCAGCGCUGGACGUCCUUCCUGAAGGCACAGCUGGUGUGCCUGCGGCCUGACGACGGCUUCCCGUUCAACGUGCUACAGGACGUGUUCACGCUGACGCCCCGCCCCGAGGACUGGCCGGACACCCUCUUCUACGGGGUCUUCACACCCCAGUGGAAUGGGGGGACCAUGGAGGGCUCUGCCGUCUGUGUUUUCACCAUGAAGGACGUGCAGUCGACCUUCAGCGGCUUCUUCAAGGAGGUGAACCGCGAGACGCAGCAGUGGUACACAGUGACCCACCCGGUACCCUCGCCCAGGCCGGGCGCGUGCAUCACCAAUAGUGCCCGGGAGAGGAAGAUCAACUCGUCGCUGCAGCUCCCCGACCGCGUGCUGAACUUCCUCAAGGACCACUUCCUGAUGGACGGACAGGUCCGCAGCCGCAUGCUACUGCAGCCCCAGGCCCACUACCAGCGCGUGACCGUCCACCGCGUGCCUACCCUGAAUCGCACCUACGACGUCCUCUUCCUGGGCACUGGUGACGGCUGGGUGCACAAGGCGGUGAGCGUGGGCACCACAAUGCACAUCAUCGAAGAGCUCCAGGUCUUCCCGGCAGGACAGCCCGUGCGGCACCUGCUCCUGGACGCUGACAGGGGAUUGCUGUACGCUGCCUCACACUCGAGCGUGGUCAAGGUGCCUGUGGCCAACUGCAGCCUGUACCAGAGCUGCGGGGACUGCCUCCUGGCCCGGGACCCGUACUGCGCUUGGAACGGCUCGAGGUGUGCAUCCAUCACCCUCUACCAGCCGGAGGUGGCCUCCAGGCCGUGGAUCCAGGACAUCGAGGGGGGCAAUGCCACGAACCUCUGUGGCCCUUCCAAGGCCCGAGCGUCUGUACCAAAAGGUGAGAAGCCCUGUGAGCAGGUUCAUUUCCAGCCCCACACGGUGAACACCUUGGCCUGCCCCCUCCUGUCCAACCUGGCGACCCGGCUCUGGCUGCACAAUGGGGCCCCCAUCAACACCUCGGCCUCCUGCCGCGUGCUGGCCACCGGGGACCUGCUGCUAGUGGGCAGCCAGCAGGAGCUGGGGCUGUUCCAGUGCUGGUCGCUGGAGGGAGGCAUCAAGCAGCUGGAGGCCAGCUACUGCCCAAAGGUGGUGGAUGAGGUGACCGGCGGUGCGGGCCGGAGCGGCAGUGUGCCCGUCAUCAUCAACACGUCUCGGGUGAGUGCAGGCAGCAAGGCCAGCUGGGGCACGGACAAGUCGUACUGGACGGAGUUCCUGGUGAUGUGUGCGCUCUUCGUGUUCGCCAUGGUGCUCCUCAUCUUAUUCUUCCUCUACCGGCAUCGCGGUGGCAUGAAGGUCUUCCUGAAGCAGGGGGAGUGUGCCAGCGUGCACCCCAAGACCCGCCCAGUGGUGCUGCCACCUGAGACCCGGCCGCUCAAUGGCAUGAGCCCCCCUAACACCCCGCUCGACCAAGGCUACCAGGCCCUGUUGGACAGCUCCCCGGGGACCCGCAUCUUCACGGAGUCAGAGAAGAGGCCACUGAGCGUCCAGGACAGCUUUGUGGAGGUGUCCCCAGUGUGCCCCCGGCCCCGGGUCCGCCUGGGCUCUGUGAUCCGGGACUCGGUAGUGUGA